AUGUCCAACAAUAACAACAACGAUAACAACAACCUCAUAGAUCUUCCGGGCCCUUCAGAUCCUUUUGCAGAUACCCCACCGCAACAAUCACAGCAACAAUCGCAGCAGCAACAACAGUCAAAUGUUCACGAUGACGACCUGCUUUCCUUAAAUGAUCCACCAUAUCCACAAUCAAAUGCGCGCCAACCAGCGCAUCACGAAAGUAUCCCGCUCACAAACCUACGCCCCAUGGACAGCACCUAUGAAAAUGACAAUACUCAGCGACCAUACGACCCCAUUGAUAACUUUGGGCCCUACUCCUCCACAAACGCAUUUGCAACUCCAUUUGAUGACCCUAUAGAGCAAACACCUUCCAAUGACGUAUUCUUGGAAGGCUCCAACACAAAUAAUAGAAACACAGGAAUUGCUUCUUCUUACAAUAACCUUGACGACCAAGACUACCUUCGUGGUGGAAAUCCCCAGCCUAUUACUUCUCAAGGAUUCACACACUAUGGCAACACCCGUAAAACAGGCAUUUCCGGCAUGUACAAUUCAAUGAAGACGCGCCUUGGUAUUGGCUCCGCAUAUACCGAAAUGGACCUUCCUCUUACAGACCAAGGCAAUACUGCUACUACUCAUCACGACGACAUUGGCAGCGGAGCCCGUGCCAGCAAUAUGAAUGAUGACAAGGAGAACACUGGUGACUUUGAUAUUCGUCGCAUUUGGAACAAGCUCCUCAGACGCAAAGAAGUCGACCCAAAAUCGUUGGGCCCUCGUGUCAUUUACCUCAACAAUACUCAAGCCAACUCUGGUCAUGGAUAUAAAGACAACCACAUCAGUACCACCAAGUACAAUGCAGCUACCUUCUUACCAAAGUUUCUUUUUGAACAGUUUUCAAAGUAUGCCAAUCUUUUUUUCCUUUUCACAUCGUGUAUCCAGCAGGUCCCCAACGUCUCGCCAACAAAUAGAUACACCACAAUUGGUACCCUGGCAAUUGUUCUUCUUGUCUCUGCUAUAAAGGAGUCUGUUGAAGAUAUUAAGCGUGGCAAUGCUGACAAGGAACUGAAUAAUUCAAUUGUCGAGGUUCUUAAUGGAGGAGUCUUUGAAAAGAAACGCUGGAUCAGAGUAGCUGUGGGUGACAUUAUCCGUGUCAAUUCCGAAGAACCCUUCCCUGCAGACUUGGUGCUGCUUUCUUCAUCUGAACCCGAAGGUCUCUGUUAUAUUGAGACGGCUAAUCUUGAUGGUGAAACCAACUUGAAAAUCAAACAAGCUCUUCCAGAUACAUCUGAAAUUGUUUCUCCUGGAGACCUCAGCAGAAUUUCCGGCAAACUUCUUUCCGAACAACCAAACAGCAGUUUAUACACAUACGAAGCUACUCUCAACCUGGACGAUGGCAAUUCUGUUCGUGAAAUCCCUCUUUCUCCCGAUCAAUUACUUCUCCGUGGCGCUACUCUCCGUAACACUCAAUGGAUCCACGGUCUUGUUGUUUUUACCGGCCACGAAACCAAGCUUAUGCGUAAUGCCACUGCUGCUCCUAUUAAGCGCACAGCUGUCGAGCACAUGCUUAAUUUGCAAAUUAUUUUUCUGUUUACCAUUCUCAUUGUCCUUGCCAUCAUUUCCAGUUUGGGCCAAGUCAUUAAGGAUAAGGUUAACUACGACAAUCUCGGAUAUCUUCAUCUAGUUGGUACUAAUGGUGUCAAGACUUUUUUUUCCGAUAUUUUGACUUAUUGGGUUUUAUUUUCUAAUCUGGUGCCUAUCUCUCUUUUCGUCACGGUUGAAAUUGUCAAAUUUUAUCAAGCUUAUCUUAUUAGUUCUGAUUUGGACAUGUACUAUAAGGAAACUGAUACCCCUGCCAUUUGCCGUACCUCUUCUCUUGUUGAGGAGCUUGGCCAGAUUGAGUAUAUUUUUUCGGAUAAAACUGGUACUUUGACUCGAAACAUUAUGGAGUUUAGAAGUUGUACUAUCGCCGGCCACUGCUACGCUGAUGAAAUUCCAGAAGACAAAAAGGCUACUGUUGUUGAUGGCGUUGAGGUUGGAUACAAUGAUUUCGAUGUUCUUCGUCAGCGCAUGGACUCCCACGAAACUCAAGUUUACAUUCGCGAAUUUUUCACUCUUUUGGCUGCUUGCCAUACUGUUAUUCCAGAAGUAAAACCAAACGGUAAAAUCAAGUACCAGGCUGCAUCUCCCGAUGAAGGUGCUCUUGUCGAAGGUGCUGCCAAACUUGGCUACAAGUUUAUUGUCCGUCGUCCGAAAUCAAUCACCAUUGACAUUGAAGGCCAAGAAUACGUAUACCAGUUGCUCAACAUUUUGGAAUUCAACUCUACCCGUAAGCGUAUGUCUGCAAUUUUUCGAUGUCCUGAUGGGAAAAUUAGACUUUACUGCAAGGGUGCCGAUACGGUCAUUAUGGAACGCUUGGCAGCCGAGAGUGAGUUUUUAAAUGAAACCACCACACAUUUAGAAGAUUUUGCUGUUGAAGGUUUGCGUACUCUGUGCCUGGCUACCAGACUUGUUCCUGACGAAGAAUAUGGCCCCUGGUCUCAAGUGUUUGACAAGGCCGCAACCACCCUUACCAACAGAAGUGAGGAACUUGACAAGGCUGCAGAGCUCAUUGAGCGUGAAAUGUACCUUCUCGGUGCAACUGCUAUUGAAGAUAAGCUCCAGGAGGGUGUUCCUGAAACUAUUCAUACUUUGCAAAGUGCUGGCAUUAAGAUUUGGGUUUUGACUGGUGAUAGACAGGAAACUGCCAUCAACAUUGGUAUGAGUUGCAAGCUUUUAAGUGAAGACAUGUCUCUACUCACAAUAAACAAAUCUUCCUUUGAAGAUACUCAGAGUAGUAUCCGUGAAUAUCUUCAACAAAUUGCAACGGGCGGUGCUGAGUCUGAAGUUCUUGCGCUUAUUAUUGAUGGUAAAUCUCUUGAAUAUGCAUUGGAUCCUCGAUUAGAACUAGACUUUUUGGACCUUGCCGUACAGUGUAAAGCUGUGGUAUGCUGCCGUGUGUCGCCUCUUCAAAAGGCACUGGUUGUCAAGCUUGUCAAGCGACACAAGAAGGCCCUUUUGUUGGCCAUUGGUGAUGGUGCCAAUGAUGUUAGUAUGAUUCAAGCUGCCCAUGUCGGUGUUGGUAUCAGUGGUCUCGAGGGUAUGCAAGCAGCACGAAGUGCUGAUGUGUCAAUUGGUCAAUUCCGGUUUCUGCGCAAGCUGUUAUUGGUGCAUGGUUCUUGGAGUUACCACCGUCUGAGUAAGGCUAUUCUCUAUUCUUUCUACAAAAACAUUGCGCUUUAUAUGACCCAAUUUUGGUAUGUUUUUCAAAACGGCUUUUCUGGGCAGUCUAUUUAUGAAUCCUGGACAAUUACCUUCUACAAUGUCUUUUUCACUGUCAUGCCUCCUUUCGUCAUUGGUGUAUUUGAUCAGUAUAUUUCGGCCCGUCUUUUAGAUCGUUAUCCACAGUUGUACAAGUUGGGUCAGAGUGGUGCCUUCUUUAACGUCAAGCACUUUUGGCAGUGGAUUAUCAAUGGCUUUUAUCAUUCACUGCUGCUUUACUUUUGCUCAACAGCCGCAUUUAGAUACGGCAAUGUUUUGCCUGACGGUUUAAUUGCUGACCACUGGACUUGGGGUACUGCUCUUUACACCACAUGUGUUUUGACGGCACUUCUUAAAGCUGCAUUAAUUAUGAAUAUGUGGAACAAGUUUACAAUCAUUGCCAUUCCAGGAUCUUUCCUGCUUUGGUUGGGCUUUUUCCCGGCAUAUGCGACCAUUGCACCAUUGGUCAAUGUGUCGAAGGAGUACCGCGGUGUGCUUUCACAUCUGUACUCUUCAGCAGUCUUUUGGGCAAUGCUGCUUGUGUUACCUGUCAUGUGUCUCAUUCGCGACUUUUCGUGGAAAUACUACCGACGCAUGUAUAGACCCAGUUCAUAUCAUUACGUGCAAGAGAUUCAAAAGUACAAUAUACAGGACUACAGGCCGCGCAUGGAGCAAUUCCAAAAGGCAAUCCGCAAGGUGCGCCAAGUCCAGCGUAUGCGCAAGCAGCGCGGUUUCGCCUUCUCGCAAGCCGACGAGGGCCAGUCAAAGAUUAUCGAAGCUUACGAUACCACAAAGGCCCGUGGCCGUUACGGUGAGAUGAAAUCACUGCAUCCUCAAAACACAAUUCAUCUUCACAAAUAA
This is a messenger RNA of Magnusiomyces paraingens, 4137 nucleotides long. RefSeq lists its product as uncharacterized. NCBI's taxonomy places the organism in Eukaryota, Fungi, Ascomycota, Dipodascomycetes, Dipodascales, Dipodascaceae. The transcript has a single exon. The coding region runs from base 1 to 4137 and encodes 1378 amino acids. Gene Ontology annotation, biological process: post-Golgi vesicle-mediated transport; intracellular protein transport; endocytic recycling. The record is from RefSeq and is a predicted model, not a curated record. Gene Ontology annotation, cellular component: plasma membrane. Gene Ontology annotation, molecular function: ATP binding; ATPase-coupled intramembrane lipid carrier activity; ATP hydrolysis activity.